This is a messenger RNA of Aureobasidium subglaciale EXF-2481, 1056 nucleotides long. RefSeq lists its product as uncharacterized. NCBI's taxonomy places the organism in Eukaryota, Fungi, Ascomycota, Dothideomycetes, Dothideales, Saccotheciaceae. The record is from RefSeq and is a predicted model, not a curated record. The transcript has a single exon. Bases 311 to 952 code for a protein of 213 amino acids.
AAGCAUGGAAUAAUUCAUAGUCUACGAGUCAGCACCGUCGUGAUCUACGAUCCUCACAGCCACUUUACCGUUGUGUCUUUCUUCUGUCAGUCCCAGCCUUGUGCAACGUUAGAUCGGACUCGAAAACAAGGCAGAUAAGAUUCUGGCCAGGUCUACUCUGGAAAGCACUGCUCUGGAAAGCUUUGCUUGAUAUUUGCGGGGUGCCGCUCUCGCCCGAUAAUACGUUGAACUAUUAAGGCACGAUGGCAGUCGCAGUGUUCUCUUUGGCUGUCUGCAAUUCACCUCGUAGUGUUUCACCGUCGUGCCGCAGAUGCUUAUUUAUUGUAAUGUGCAAGCGAAGCCGGAAAACAGGAAAGUGAGUCGGUUUUCCGCACUGGAUAAUAUUACCGUUUCUCGAUGUUACAUAUUCCAUCAGCCUUAUCCACAACCACGAGUCUCGGCUGCGAAUUUGUCUCGGAACUUUCGAGUAAACAUGCAGUUCAUCUCGGAGUGCGCUGCGAGAACAGCCGCGCAUCAAAUACUCGAGCAGAAGCGUGUCAUGACGAAGGGUUUGCAGGAAAAGGUUAAUUUUAUACUUCAAAGCAGACUCCGUGGACGCUCUAGACCUUUGCGCUGCUGCCAAGGCAUGGUAGCCAGGCUCGUGGUCAGAGAGAAUAGUUCGCCGAUCGAGAAAUACUCCGCUCCGAAGAGAGCGAAGACCAUGAGGUCGCUUCAUGCCGAAAGAGAACUGCCGAAUUCAUGUUCUCGCUGCGAACGUCCUCAGCAGGAUGCCUUCGGUCUUCAGCUGGCGGAGUCGUUGAGCGCCUGCGACCCACUUGGGAUGCGCAGGUCGGUUCCCUCAAAGGGGCACCUCCAGCUCGUCGCGUACCUUCAGGUCACUUGGCCUGUACUAUGCACACCGUGCCUGGUCCUACGCAAAGUCUCGAGGACUUGGAGACGUAGAGAUUUGUGAUGCAAGAGAUCUGCCACCAUCGACGGUAGCGGGCCGGCGAGCAUUUGGAGAUCGACGGGAUUUGGAUCUUGAAUCCGGCACUCAUAAAAGAUCUAGGUGGCUCU